AUUGUAUGCGCCUUACAGUUGUCACCGCGUCAGGUGGACUGUGAAGAGACGAGGAAGGAAUGUUUAUCCAAAAUAUAGCGUCGCACAGCUUUGGGAUUUUGCCUUUUGUUUUUAACCACUGCAGUCUAUCACUUGUUCUCCUGUUAUUUCAGCUGGUGCAGGGAGAAUUCCAGAGGUCAUGCUCACAGACUCUUCCCAAAACAGUGGAUGGGAGCUGCCAGCUGCCUUGUCAAUGCAGACCAUAUCCACCCUUACCGCCCCCACCCCCGCCUCCACCUCCCCCAAGACUACUGAUCCCAUCUGUGAGCCCCACCAGUGUACCCACUCAGAAGCCUUGGAUGGAAGAUAUUGAGAUUUUAGUGUUGGGAUCUGUGAGCUGUGCGUCAGUGGUCUUCUUAGUCCUACUAGUCAUCAUCUGUUACAAGGCGAUAAAAAGGAAACCACUAAGGAAAGAGGAGAAUGGAACAAGUCGAGGGGAGUAUGCCAUGAGCUCUCGCAGCAAGCAACAGGUUGUUGAGACCAACAACACUGGGGUAUAAAGUCUAAUCAAGAGCAAGGCACAGAAUCAUGGCCAUUUUCCCUCAACACCACCUCCUUGGCCUCACACGGCUUGGGAA
Messenger RNA from Chanos chanos (milkfish), 617 nucleotides. RefSeq names its product proline rich membrane anchor 1 (gene prima1). The transcript has 4 exons. The coding region runs from base 60 to 539 and encodes 159 amino acids. NCBI's taxonomy places the organism in Eukaryota, Metazoa, Chordata, Actinopteri, Gonorynchiformes, Chanidae. The record is from RefSeq and is a predicted model, not a curated record.